AUGGCCGACCUCAAAGAGGAGGCUCUGAACUCGUCGCAUGACUUCUACGACCUUCUCGGCAUUGCGCCUUCCUCUCAAGAGUCAGAGAUCAGGCGCGCAUACCGAAAAACAGCUCUCAAGUACCAUCCGGACAAGGUUGGGGACGAUCAAGCCGCUCUCGACAAAUUUCACCUGCUUUCGAUCGCAUACGAGGUCUUAUCGGACCAAGAUGUGCGCCAGCUCUAUGACAACGCUCGACGUGCGCGAGAAGAAAAGAAGGAGAGAGAUGCCGCUUACGAGGGCAGGCGAAGGGCGUUGAAGGAAGAACUGGAGCGGAGGGAAAGCGCAGGCGUCGCAGGCUUCAAGAGAAAGCGCGAGGAAGCACAGGAGGAAGAGGCAUUUCAGCGAGAACUAAAGCGAUUAGCAGCAGACGGAGCUCGACGGAGGAAGGAGCGAGAGGAAAUGCUAAGGAGGGAGGCCGAAGAUGAACAAAAUCGCGAGCAGCGUGAAGAUGCGGAGAAGGCAGAGGUGUCAGAUACUCCGGCAACGCCUGCGCCAGUCAACGAAGAUUCAGUCCCGUCAGAGAUGCAUCGAACGUGCAAGCUGAGGUGGCUCCCGUCUACCAGCAUCACCACAUCAGACUUGGAGUCACGCUUUCAGCGCUUUGGAAAGAUCCAAGACGUGGUAAUCAGUCCCAAGCCUAAGAAGAUCAAGGUCGAUGGCGAAAAGCACCGGAAGGAGUACAUGACGGCACUGAUUAUCUUCGAAAAUAUCGUUGCUGCGAGUAUGGCAGUUCGAGAAGGCUCGCGACUCGUCAAAGAAGACACUGACCGUGCUGACUGGGGCGUCUUCGAGGGCAUAGACUGGGCCAGCGGAAAAGAGCCGGAAGGUCUACCUAAGCCUCCAGCAAGCAACGGAAGCUCUACUUCCAAAGAGAAAGCAGCUUAUAAUCGAUGGCUGUUCACGAAAGGGCUUGAGAAGACAGCACUAACACUAAAAGGAAAGCCUUCAUUUGGGAGUUUCAAGAAGAAGCCGGAGUAGCAUUUUGGAAGAAGUUGGACGCAAUAGUGCUUUAGAGAUACCCACACAGCGAGAUCACUUUGAGUGCAACUUAUGAAU
Molecule: messenger RNA, 1098 nt
Organism: Pseudocercospora fijiensis CIRAD86
Lineage: Eukaryota; Fungi; Ascomycota; Dothideomycetes; Mycosphaerellales; Mycosphaerellaceae
Exons: 1
Coding region: 1-1020 (339 amino acids)
Biological process (GO): spliceosomal complex disassembly
Cellular component (GO): spliceosomal complex
Molecular function (GO): nucleic acid binding
Source: RefSeq, a predicted model, not a curated record